GGUUGCGAAACAGAAAUCUAAGAAAUAUGGGAAAAUCAACGGGUUUGCUGCUCCUUUGCCUAUACUUAACGCUCCAGCAGCUUAUCGUCGCGCAUCCCCUGCCGAGCGAUAUUACGGCCCAGACGGCGGUGGACAACACAAAAGUAAAUACUACUAACUCAAGCGAGGCGAAUUUCAUCAAAGCGCUUGAGCCGGUGAUUGUGGCAACACUCGAUGGCGUGGAAAAAUACUUCGACACGCUCCAAACGGAGACUGCGCGUUUUGUCGAUGGCGUGCUUAAAUCGCUGAUAGCGCUGCCCGAGGAUAACGACUAUAUACGAGAGCUUACACCACGCUUGACGAGCUUAUUGGCGCGUUUGAAGGAUACCUCCUUGGAAAGCAGAUCAGCACUAAUACGCGACAUCGGCGAUUUGUAUGCAGAAUUUGACAACAUAGCCGAGCGCAAAGACGAUGACAUUAAGGUUGACGUCUUGAGUAAAGUGCUUGAUAAAUUCCAAUUGCUCGAAAUGCAUUUUCAUGUGCGCAACGCUGUUGAUAAUGCGGUGCGGAGGUUCAGCAGAGCCUUUGAACAGUUUUGGGCUUCGCUAAGCGAGGCUCAGCAGACGGAGCACCGGCAUCUGAGUGAUUUGUAUGAGCAUCUUAAAACCAGUAAAACUAAUGAGGAAAAGUUGAAAGGCAUUGAAGAGUUUCUGCAGAUGGCUCUGGAAUUUGCUUGAGUUGAUACCGCGAUAAAUGAACGUUAAUCUGCCGAGUGUUGCAAGCAAGAUGCCUAGUUUUUUAAGUUAUGUAAGUGCUUUUUUAGUGGUUUUAAGUUUAAAAAAGUUUGGUAGAAGUUCAGUUUAGAUUUUCUCUACGACUGUGCAUAAAGUUUUCGUAGAAACCUAAAACAUAAAUUUCCAUUUAGUCUUGUCAUUCGACUUAACUUUAUAGCGACAAGUUAAACUGUAAAUGCACGUCCGAAGGUUAAAUAAUAAAGAAACAGCAACAACUUUGAUAAGCUGUAACAGGAUGUAAAACAAAUCAAAAAAAAAAAAAUUCAUUGUUUAAGCAAUUUUAAUGAAUUAUAAAUUUUUUAAAAAGUUUAUGAGGAAUUUCGGCGGUCAAAAAAUUAGUGGUGUAACAUAUGAAACACGAAAUUUCGAUAGAAGGAUUUUUUUUUUUUUUCAAAUUAUCAAAUGUCUCUUUAUGAAAUUAGUAUUUAGUUGCGUGACCUUUAUUUUUUUAGUGUUGCAAGACAGCGUCGUGGCAUUGAGUCAACCAGUUUUUGGCGUCUAUCGAUGGAAAUAAACUCUCAUGCGUCCUUCACAGCAUUCCAUAGUUGCGUGGUCGAUGACGGCUUACAUCGGGCUACUGAUCCCUUGAUGUCGGUUCGCAAAUUUUCGUUGGGAUUGCUGUCAGGGGACUGUAACAGCAAUUCUUUUACCUUGACAUUCCUUUCCUAAAAACAAUUUUUUUGCAGUUUUAUUUGUGUGCUUGGGAUCGCUGUCCUGCUGGAGCGUCCAAACAAGCGGCAUUUCUUCACUAGCAUACGACAGCAUGAUUUUCUGCACUAUUUCGACAUACGAAUCUCCAGUCAUAUUUCCAAUAAUUGGAUCCUACGCUUUGCCAAGAAAAGCAAGCCCAAACCAUGAUUCCCGCAUCUCCAUGUUUUACCAUUUUUUUGUUGUAUAUUUCGGCUAUUAUUCGGUAUUGAGUGGACGUCUUACCCAAUCACGCUAUACUCUUCCCUCCAUACUUAACAAUCUUCGAUUCGUCUGAUCAUAAAAUGUGCCGCCAUUUUGUCCAAGACCAAUUUAAAAGUUCUUUGGCGAAUCGAAUUCUUCGUUCAACAUACGUUUUAGACAAUAACGGCACUUUUCUUGGACUGUUGACACUCAAUACUUGCAGCUACAUGAAAGGCUUCUUUUCUCUGUAGCAGCCGCAAAUGAAAUCUGCUUUGACAAUGAAAUUGAUUUCUCUCGCUCACAUUGCUGACUUCUUUCCACUGCGUACUUGGUAGUGUCACGUAACAUUGUGAGUGAGCAACUAAUAAUAUUGGGUAAUUAACUGAGAGAGUCUUUUCGUAUUUUGUCAAAAGAUGUCGUUGCGGUCGUAUAUCUCCAUGCUACGAAUCACAUUGUGUCAUACCAUAUUCUGUA
This is a messenger RNA of Bactrocera latifrons, 2138 nucleotides long. RefSeq lists its product as uncharacterized. The transcript has 2 exons. The record is from RefSeq and is a predicted model, not a curated record. Bases 27 to 716 code for a protein of 229 amino acids. Lineage: Eukaryota; Metazoa; Arthropoda; Insecta; Diptera; Tephritidae.